Molecule: messenger RNA, 765 nt
Organism: Schistocerca americana (American grasshopper)
Lineage: Eukaryota; Metazoa; Arthropoda; Insecta; Orthoptera; Acrididae
Product: protein POF1B-like
Exons: 1
Coding region: 1-765 (254 amino acids)
Source: RefSeq, a predicted model, not a curated record
AUGUCUACUGAAGAUAAGCUGGUUUGUGAGGCAGUAGUUGAAAGGAAAGGGAUAGGACAGGAAGACAGAGAUGAUUCAGGAAUCAGUGAUUAUGGAUUGUCAUUAGAUAGCCCAUUAGCACACUCAACUAGUUAUCCCGAGGCACCGGGACAAACGACGAGAGAUAAGCCAGUUUCAGAGGGUGCAGAUAUACGGUCAAUGUUGGCAGCCUUGCUAAAAAGAAAUAACGCAUCAUUAGAGAAAAGUUUACAAGAAAACAACGCAUCACUAAAGGAAGAUUUACGAGAAUCAUUAGAGAAGGGUUUACAAGAAACAAGAGAAUCACUAAAGGUUUUACAAGAAAAUAACGCAUCAUUAGAGAAAGGUUUACAAGAAACUAGAGAAGAGGGAAAAAUAUUCCGCGAAUCAUUAGAAAAGGGUUUACAAGAAAGCUUGGAGUCAUUUAAGGAAACUAUAGCACAAGAGAUCAAAACAUCGCAAAUGAAGAUAGAAUAUAAUCUGAAGAAGGAAAUGCAGGAGCUACAAGAACAGUUGAAAAUGGACAUCAACGAGAGAGAGAGUAAGCUACAGAAGAAUAUAGACCAAAUCCAGGGAGACGUGGAGAAGGUGGAAGGAAAGUCAACAAAAAAGAUAGAAGAUGAUAUUGAAGAAACGAAAGCCGAAUUGGGAGAAAGAAUCAACGAAGUAGAAACAAAUUGCAAUCAUCGAAUCGCCGAGGUGACGCAGAUGCAGAAACAAUGCAAUGAUGCGGUUAAGGGGAUAUGA